Messenger RNA from Diabrotica balteata, 2740 nucleotides. Lineage: Eukaryota; Metazoa; Arthropoda; Insecta; Coleoptera; Chrysomelidae. The record is from the annotation of a GenBank genome assembly.
CUGUCGCAACGCGAGGUUGUUUUGCUGUCAAAUGCGCGACACGCGUGUAUCGAGACGGUUUUUUCUCUGACGAAUCCGCGGCCAAGUGGUUUUUUGGUUAUUUUGGUUCUGUGUAUGUGGUUAUUCUUUUGAAAAAGUGAUUUUUUCAAUCCGAUAAAAUAGUGUCAUUGAGUUGGUUGAAGUAAUACAACCACAGCCAACAAUGUCGUACUAAAUAAUCCCGUCCCGUCAUUGAUCUUAGUUUCGGUUUUCGUAAGAGCUCAUUAUCAAUAUGGCGUUAUUAGAGGCUAGACCCUUCAGACCUUUCAAGUCAAGUGAAGAGUACCUCUAUGCUAUGAAAGAAGACUUGGCGGAAUGGCUGCAGACCAUGUAUCCUCAUUUGAAUAUCGCUGUGGAAAAUUUUAUGGAAAAGUUGGAAACAGGGGUUGCUCUAUGUGAGCACGCUAAUGCCGUGAAGGCCCAAGCUCAAGAAUAUGCGGAGAGAAAACAAGCCAAGAAAAUAAUGACGAGAUCCGUAACCAGCUCGUUGGCAGUCGCCCAGGCGCUUGUCCAGAUUGCCGAUUUCAAGUACUUCAAUACGGCCAAACCAGGCACGUUUUUCUCCAGGGACAACGUUAGUAAUUUUAUCAAUUGGUGCCGCAAUUCGUUAAAAAUAAUAGAAUGCCUAUUGUUCGAAACCGAUGAUUUAAUUAUGCGAAAAAACGAGAAACACGUCAUUCUAUGUCUGUUGGAAGUAGCCAGGAGAGGUGCAAAAUUCGGUAUGCUGGCACCGAUCAUAGUCCAAAUGGAACGCCAAAUCGACAGGGAAAUAGCGGCGGACCAGAAAAAAAUGGGCGUCAACUUCAACGAAGGCUCAAAUAACCAGAACGGUGUAGAUGACGACAGCGAUAGCGAUUUAGAAGACGAAGAGACUGUUUUAAUGUAUGGACCUAUGCCCCAGAUUAUUACCAACGACCUCAAGAGUUUAGACGAGAUGGUUAGAGAUUUAGUCGAAAAAUGUACCUGUCCAACUCAAUUUCCGAUGAUAAGGGUUUCUGAAGGAAAAUACAGGAUCGGCGAUACCAAAGUUCUUAUUUUUGUCAGGAUCCUGCGUAAUCACGUAAUGGUUCGAGUAGGAGGUGGAUGGGACACCCUAUCUCAUUACUUAGACAAGCACGAUCCAUGCAGGUGUCGAACACAACACAGAACGACACAAGGGGCGAAAUUGGUCAAUAAACCUGGAGCUGCCGAUCUACAUGGUUCUCACGUUUACUAUGAAAGAUCAGCUGCAUCAAUUCCAGACGCAGGGAAUUCUUACGGAUCCAGCGGUCCACAUUCUCUAGGUCCUCCAAUGAACUCUCUGAAUCGUUCAAGAUCUCGCUCACCAAAACGGUCCCUUAGUCCCAAUCUCUCUACAAGACGAUCUCUGGUUCCACCACCGACCAGAUCAAGGAGUCCGACGCCAAAUUACACAUCAAACCUCAACACCAAGUUGUCCAGUAAUAGGAGUCCACAGCAUAAAAAUUAUGGUCCACAGUCGUUGCCGAUUAUGACGAAUCAUAAAUCGAAGAAUGUUGUCAGUAGCAUCCAAAUUCCGGAUAAGGUUCUUAAAUCAGAAGUUAGUUUACACGUAAACGAUACAGAUCAUAGUGACACUACAUCUGAAGUGUCUGACGAAGGUUAUCGAAGCUUAGGUUUAAUUCACGAUAGAACCAAACAAAGGUCGUCCGUGUACAGUCAAAAUUCUACAGAGGAUGCUGAAGAAAACGAGCAUCAAGUUUAUGUAGACGACGACCUCAACGAGUUUGGUCUCAGAAGAACUCAAUUUUCCCAACGGAUUUACGAAAACGAUACCAAAACCAUCCUAGAAAAAACCCGUCACGCAAUAGAUAAAUUGUCAGAAUCGUCCAGUUCAUCUCCAGAAACCACAACUAACGAAACCCUUAGUCCUAAAAAGAAAGAACGAUCUUUCUCCACAACGAAGGAGGGCGUGCAAAUCCGAAGAAAGUCAUACAGUAGAAGCAAUAGCUCUGAAGCUAAUAUAGAUGUCCAAAAGAGUCCAAAGAGAACACCAUCGCAACCCAAGAAAGUUGAUUCUAAAAUUAGUACCUGGAGUGGAAGGCCUAAGGCUUCUAGAGCUAGCAUUAGCCAAGACACUUUCCAACCUUUCGCUAGAAACUCAACAGUGCGAAGAAGUGUUUCGGGUCUAGAAAGGAGGUCUUCUUCAACCAAUACAUCCCCCACUAAAAGCAAACUAAGGCAGGAACUUCUACAAGCCGUGAAUAAAGCCGACUCGGACGAAGCUGUCGCCCUGCAGGUCCAAAUGUUGCUCAAGAAGUUCGGUAGUCUAAACACGUUAAACGACGACGAACCUCUCAGCCUACCCAUUUUACCGACGAGAACGUCAACAGAGAGAAUGUCGUUCAGAAGUCCCAGAAAGGAUUCUAGAACUGACAAUCACAUGACUAGGAUACCUGCUCCUGUGUCAAUGGCCAAGUCCUAAAUCAAAAAUGAAAAUUAAAAAUAAAAAACAAAAUCAAAAGGAUUACCUGCAUUUUAGAUAAAUGUGUAUGAAAAUAUUUUUCUGUAAACAUAGUUAGAACACAUACUUACAUUGUUCUAUUAGUGCUAGAAAGUUAGAAAAUAUAUACAUAUACCAUGUUAGCAACAUUAUCAGCAAUGUUGAGAUUAUUAAACAAAGAAUCAUGGACGUAUUUAUACGUCCAUGCAAAGAAUGCUAAAAGACCUUAGUAUACAGUAA